Molecule: messenger RNA, 2489 nt
Organism: Pogonomyrmex barbatus (red harvester ant)
Lineage: Eukaryota; Metazoa; Arthropoda; Insecta; Hymenoptera; Formicidae
Gene: elgi
Product: E3 ubiquitin-protein ligase NRDP1 elgi
Biological process (GO): regulation of canonical NF-kappaB signal transduction; protein ubiquitination
Cellular component (GO): plasma membrane signaling receptor complex
Molecular function (GO): ubiquitin protein ligase activity; zinc ion binding
Source: RefSeq, a predicted model, not a curated record
GAACCGCUUCCAGGGCGACGUUGACGAGGAGCUCGUGUGCCCGAUAUGUUCUGGCGUCCUCGAGGAUCCUGUUCAGGUAGGAUGAUACGCGUGUUCGAACUGAGGGCACCUCGUCGCGAUACAUCCUCCUCAGCCUAACCUCCAUCCUUCGCGGUGUUGCACGAAAAGCUAUCGAAUUUGAGAUGGGAGAAGAAUCGAGUUUAGUCGCGAGGGAUGUCUCGGUUUGCGAGAAGGAAGAGACAAGGAGCCGAGGAGUUCAGAUUUUCGCGAAAUCAUCCGAGGACUUUGCUGAUUUGUCGCUGAAGCGAGAGGUCUCAACGAAUCUACGGCGAAAUUUUAUUUCAUUUCGCAGAUCGCGAAAGAGAAAUCUCUCGAGUACGUAAUGUUUCCGUGCGAGAUAUCACGUUGCUCCAUUUCUCGAUGCUUGCCGCUGUUCCUGUCUUUGCUUCCUCGCUCGCUUCGAGAUAAGAGUAAACGAAAUUGCGCAUCUGUGAAUAUAGUUGUGGCAGCUUACGAGGACUGGCAGGUGAGUAAUGUGUUGCAGGCGCCAGUGUGUGAACACGCCUUUUGUCGCACCUGCAUCAACGAGUGGAUAAAUCGUCAACCCACGUGCCCCCUGGACCGUACACCCAUCACAUCGGCUCAGCUUAGAGCAGUCCCUCGAAUCCUGAGGAACCUGUUGGCCCGUUUGUGCAUCAAGUGUGACAACAUUGUGUACGGCUGCAACGCGGUUAUCAAGUUAGACUGUCUGGCCAUUCAUCUUGAGCAGUGCGAGUAUAAUCCGAAGAGACCGAUGUUGUGCGAGCAGGGUUGCAGCCUUAUCAUUCCCAAGAACGAGCUCAAGGAUCACAACUGUGUGCGUGAGCUCCGUAAUCUGAUACAGUCACAGCAACAGAAGCUGGCUGACAUGAAGCGCGAGCUUGGUGAACAGCAGCUGCAGAUCAACGAGCACAAGCGCGAGAUCCACCUGCUUAAGGAUUUUAUGCGUGCGCUCAGGGUGUCGAACCCGGCGAUGCGUGCGAUUGCAGAUCAGAUGGAGCGAGAUGAUGUCGUGAGAUGGUCCGCAACUUUGCCACGCGCUCGUGUUACCAGGUGGGGUGGUAUGAUUUCUACUCCCGACGAGUUGCUCCAGACGAUGAUCAAGAGAACUUUGUCAGAAUACAAUUGUCCACCUCACGUGAUUGACGAGCUAAUGGAGAACUGCCACGAAAGAAAAUGGCCACCAGGAUUAAAUUCCCUCGAGACCAGACAAAACUCUCGCCGACAAUACGACAACUAUGUGUGCAAAAGAGUGCCUGGCAAGCAAGCGGUAUUGGUCCUCCACUGUGAUAAUAUGCACAUGCCAGAGGACAUGAUGGUCGAGCCUGGAUUAGUGAUGAUUUUCGCGCACGGUAUCGAAUAGAACCAUCGGAUGUCGUAUACAAAUACGAUUAUUAAUUCAACGCCACCACUAGCCCAGAAACAUAUUAAUAUCACGUCGCAAACGUCGAGAGAACGAAUUUGUUCUGUCGUAGUUUGCGAAUUGACGUAAGUCAGUCUGGAUCUCCGUAGGAUUAAUUCAAGAACUUUCGUCCAAUCGCGUCAAGUUUUACUCGGAAAAUUCCCUCACCGGGGAAUUACCGGAAAAUUCCCUCACCGGGAAUCUACUCGCGCGUUUACGGUUGAAAAUCCUGAGAUUGCAACAUUAUUCUCGAUGCGAAUUCAUUCUGAAGCUAAAUCGAAGCCGUCGAGCAUACACAUAAACGAUGAUGCACACUGUCGCUCUUUGUGAUACGCGAUUCUAGAGGCGCGAUUGUCACGUAUAGGAUCGAUUGGGACUGUAAUUGUAAUCGAUACGGUAAAUAAUAUUGUUACUCGUCUCUAAACAUGUUAGAUUCGAUUCACCGUCAUCGGUUAUCUCGGUCGAACUCCCACAAAAAAACUCAAUCGAGUAUCUGGAUCGUUGCACUGUGAUAUAACCACUUCGGUGAGAAACCUCCUGAAAUCGCGUGAUAAAUGACCGACCACUGCCUCUCCUCUUUGGCCGGUCGAUUGAUCGAAUUGUACAUUUUUUCGACGGCGGUUCGUUUAUCGCUCAUUUCAGGAUCAUUUACGGAUACUUAGAAGUCUGUGAAUGUUUUACUAUAAUACUUUAGAGGAGUGUAAGCGAUAAUUGGAGAAAAUUCCCAUUAAUAAUCGAAACAUACAAAAUGAGAAAUCCUGAGAAUGAGAUACAGAUUCGCCACAGUGUGAUUCGUUUUUAAGUAUUUGAUGUCCUGUCAGAAAUUACAUUUUUCUGCCUGAUAAUUUUUUCUCCUGCCAUUCUUAUCUAGAUAGUUUCUUAACUUCUUUCUCUUCUCAAAAAUUUCUCCCAAAUUAGACAUCGUAAACAAGUUAAUCAUUAUUAUCUUCUGUCUAUACUAUAUAAAUUUUGAGCAUUUAUUAAAGAUUGUUGCUAAUUGUUCUUUUGUUGAAUAUGCCACAGAUAGCUUUGGUUGCUCUGAGUUGAU